CUAAAACCGGAGCGUUGUGCAUCUCCCCACUCAUCUCUGUCCCUUCUGAUCUCUGUACACAAUCUAUACAACGUAUUAAUGUGACUGUUCACUUUUAGGGAAACUUCGUGAAUAUGAACAUAAACAUUUAAUGUAUAUGUAUAAUAAUUAAUUAAACAUAAUCAGACGAGGUGGCCAAUUGCAAAAGAAGGGAAAGAGAUAUCAAACACAGAACUAUGGCAGCUCCGAUCAGCACAGCAAUGGACAGUUUAAGUGCUGCUCUGAAAUCCAACAUCAUUCCGAAUCAGGAGUAUCUUCUCCAAGGAUCUGUCUUAGACAGUGCAGUAGAAGUCCUUCUGCACCGUCUUCGUGGUCUUUGCGAUAAUGUAGACAGUGGUCCUGAAACAUUUCAUGACCAUGAAAUGUGUUUCAGUAUCAGAAGAGGGCCUCCACCAGAACAACCACUUCUUUUAAGAGUAAGACGUGCUCUAGACUAUCAGGAUAUGCCCUGGCAACUAAGAUAUAUUGGACAACCUGAACUUGGCGACAAGUCACGACCUACAAUUGUUAGAAGCAGUAUAGACAUUGCAACAAGCAAUUCUGUAGUAGAAUUUCUAACAGAACUAGGUUGUCGAUUGGACUUUGAAUAUAUUGUGCGAGGUUAUAUGUUUCGUAAAGGUAGAAUGAAAGUUACCGUCUCCAAGAUAUUUAAAAUGGGCCAAGGAAAACUACCAGAGAGUGUUGAACCUAUUUCUCAGAGUUAUUUAGUAGAACUAAGUGUUCUUGCACCUAGUGGGCAAGAUGCAAUUGCUGAAGACAUGAGAAUAUUUGCAGAACAGCUAAGACCGUUAGUGCAACUUGAAAAAAUUGAUUAUAAAAGACUGGUACAUUAAAUGCUACUUCCAUCUUCAUCAGCAACUGUGCAUCCUAUUCUACCUUGUAUGGAAUAUAUAUAAUAAAUUUAAAUACAGAAAUAA
This is a messenger RNA of Cephus cinctus (wheat stem sawfly), 956 nucleotides long. It is a transcript of the gene MED18, whose product is annotated as mediator of RNA polymerase II transcription subunit 18. The record is from RefSeq and is a predicted model, not a curated record. Lineage: Eukaryota; Metazoa; Arthropoda; Insecta; Hymenoptera; Cephidae. Bases 216 to 872 code for a protein of 218 amino acids. The transcript is spliced from 3 exons. Gene Ontology annotation, molecular function: transcription coregulator activity. Gene Ontology annotation, biological process: termination of RNA polymerase II transcription; regulation of transcription by RNA polymerase II. Gene Ontology annotation, cellular component: mediator complex; core mediator complex.